GUGGGAGUCACAGGGAAUGUCUAUACGCUAUUCAUGGCAAAAUACUCGAACUGUUGGACAGCAAAAUUUGUGCAUUUUAACAUUAUCGCAAAAUUUUAGAUUGCAUGUUACUAUAUCUAUCCUUAUGUGUACCUUGUCUGUGGUAGAUUACAGAAGGGAGCAUAAGAAUAUACACGAUAAAAACAUAUUACCCGUCUCUAUAUGGUGUUCAUAAUUCAUGCCAAGCGCCAUUUUCAAACACAUCAAUUUUGAAUAGUGUCCGUUGAACGGUUUCUCCGCUGUGGUUUUACAUUUUUGUCCAUACGAUAAAAUGGCAGGCUUUCAAAGCAAAUACAAGUGCAAACCUCUCGGUUUUGGUGACGCUGUUGAGUCACAAUUUGUUCGAACAGAAAAUCAUAAAAAUUGGCGUAAAAAUAAAAGGAAUCAAUUCUUUAAUGAAAACAGAAAUAUUUUAGACAGUACAGUAAACAACGCAGCUCAAGAAAUGAAGUCAUCUUCUGUAAAUGAAAAUCGUAUGGUACGAUUGUUGAAAUGGAGAGAAGAGCGUGAUCGUCGGAAAAAGUUGGAGCAAAUAAAGAAAAAACCACCUUUCGUAGUUGGAACUGUGCAUCACAAAUUAUAUUCUCCAGGAAUGAAAGAUGAACCAGACAUGAUAACUAAAAAGGUAUGUAAAUCUAAUGUACCAGGAACUUUGUUGGUUCCAACAAAAAGAAUUACAAGAGCCACAGAAAAAAGAUUACUGUACAAAGCCUUAACAAAUAACGCAACAAAAGUUCAAACAAAUCCUGCGAAUCCUGAAAAAAAUAAACAGUCCAAAGUACCAAAGGAAAAGGAAUAUUCCUUUGCUCCUGAUAAUUACAAAUUUAAACCACCAGAAGGGUUGCCCCAGAUAUUAUUUGGUAGAGUCACGUGUAGUAUGACACCUGUCAUUUCAACUGAACCUGUAUCGUCAUUUUCAAAAAUUACACGAGCCAGUAGAAGAAGUAGUUAUGCAAAGUUGACUGUAGAACAGGUAAACAGCAAACUGUUAAAUACUUCUUAUACUAUUGAAAAGGAACAAGAUGAUGAUAACAUAGAAGAAGGUUCCAUUGAACCCAUUGUGUUAAAAUUAUCUUUUGGUGAAGAGGAAGAAUUUCUUUCAGGAAAUGAAAAUGAUAAUAAAAGUGGAAGAAAUAGUGACAAUGACAGUCAGGAAAAUGAAAAAUUUAGUGAAAAACUUAAUGAGUCUAAAAAGAACAGAAAACUUGGAAACUCUAAGAAAGAUAUAGAAAUCAGUGAAAAAUUCAAUCACAGUACUAAAGAUGACAAAAGUAGCAAAAAGUUUAAUGACAGUGGUAAAAAAUUUAAUAUCACAAUAAGGGACAAUAUUAAAGAUACUUGUGAUACGAUAAAUAAUACUUCUAAAGAAAGUGAACCUUUUACUAAUGAUAAUACACCAAAAUCUUUGCAAUCUGAUUCUUCUAACGAACCAGCUUCUCUUUCACCUUAUGUAGUAUCUAGUCGUGGAAAAAGCAAUGCUAGAAAGGAACAGCAAAUUAAACGUGGCUUCAGUUUUAGUCGUUCAACAAAUGAUAACAUUCCAACAAAAGAGACUGUCAUGAAAAAUCUUAACAUCUCUGUGGAUGAGGAAGAAAGAACUGCUCAAUAUUUCGAAUUUCUUCUGAACAAAGAAAUAGACAGACAGAAGAAAUUGUGUGAAAAGUGGAGUAAGAUAAAAGAAGAACCAGGGAUUACGGAAGAUGCCCAGUAUCAAAUUAAUCAGGCUAUCGGACAAGCAAAUUUGUUGAUGAAUAAAAAGUUUCAACGAUUUCGUAGUUUAGUUUUUGAUUGUGCAACUGGAAAAGGGGAAAUGUUAGUUACUUGUAAUGACUUACAAGGAUUCUGGGAUAUGAUGUACAUGGAAGUGGAGAAUUGUACUUUACGAUUUGAAAAGUUAGAACAACUACGUUUGCGAAAUUGGGAAGAAGAACAAGUAUCUGUUGUUGGUAAACCUCUUACAAAAAAGAAAGUUACAAAAAAGAAAGCAUUGCAUACAAAAUCAAGUAACGUUAGAGCUUUCUUAGCAAAAAAGAAACAGAGUAUGACUGAAAAAGCACAAAGUGAUGUUGGUGCACAACAAUUUGGAAUUUUGAAUAAUAAAAAUGAAAAUAGUGAAAACAGACUUAAUACUAAAUACACAUCAAGAAAAUCUAUCAGUCUCUGUGACGACAGACCAAAAUUAAGUUUGCUUGAAAAAGUGCAAUUCUCUGAUACAAAGAAAUUCAAAAGUCCAUUAACCAUAAUGAAAAUAAGUAAAAUGUGCAAAGUACCAGAAAUUUGCUUAGACGAUACUAUAUCCUAUACUAAUUCAAAUCAAACACCAGCAAAAAGUAUAUUAAAACAAUCAAGAUCCAGCGUGAAGGCAACGCAUGAAGUUAAUUUUGAUGAUAGUUUAAUUUUAAAUGAAAAUCCAAUAAGUGAAGAGUUUCGAAUCAAAAAGGAUUUAGCUACUGCAUUUGCUAAUAUAGAUAGUCUUAAUUUUGAUUGUGCUAGUGAAGAAACACCAAUUCAUACAGAAAGGGAGCUUGUCUAUAAUGACAGUAGUUUUGAAGAAUCUGAAAAUAGUACUAAUGCUAACAAAAAUUUGGAUAUAACCAAGCCUACAGAAGAAAAGAAGUGUAUGCAGAUACAUAUACCGUCUAUAAAAAUAGAAUCUGCAACACCACUCCAAGAACCCAUAUUACAUGAUAGAUCAAAUAUAUCAUCACCAAGAAAACUGUUACAAAGACAAAAUGCUUUACAUUGUAGCGAUGACUGUUUAUCAUCAAGUAUUGUAGCGUCGACGCCAUUAAAAAAGAUUUCAAAUCAUCCAGAUUUGAAUACUUCCAAAGAGAAAUUACAAAAAAAUGUUUCUAUUAGUGAUACUGAAGAAAUCGAUAAACAUGGUGAUAAUACGAGAGUGUUAAGGAAUAGAAGCAUUAUCACAGGAAACACAUCCAUACAAAAACAGAAGUUUUCCAGGAGUUUAUGUGACCAAGGGUUUGAGCAUAAAGAAAAUACAACUCCUACAAAAACUAAACGAAAAAGUUUGCGUAAAGUUAGCAUUAAAGAUGACAAAAUUGUCAAUUCAAAGAUAGAUUUACAUGAUGCUAUUGCCCACAUGAGCCUAGAAGAGAAUAGUGGGAGAAGAAGAUCUACCCGAAAAAGUGUCAAAUUUGAUGAAAACAAAUGCAGUGGUUGUUUGGUAAAGCCAGCAUUUCCUGUAACUCCUCAUGUUAGACGGAGUAGAAAGUCCAUUAAAAGCAAAGAAGAAGUAUAGUAAGUAACUGAAGAUUUUCUAUUAUUUCAAAUACAAUAAAGAAUAGUUAUUCUCUUUUUAUAUUUAUGUUCAGUCUAUGAAUGUAAUUACAUAUUUUAAUUUUACUUCAUAGAUUAAUGAGAUUAGUAAAUAUUGCAGAGUAAAAAGUAUCAUUAUCGAAUUAAAAUUAUUUACGUUAUUUGCAUUGCCUUUUUAUAUUGUAAGGGCGGUCUGUGAAUGUACUUCCGUUAAAAGUUAUACUGCACAGUGGAUACCAAUCAUUAGAGCAUAGCUCAGAACGAUCAUAAUUAUUUGGUUAAACAUUUCAUUACAUUAUACUUAUUAUAUAUACUAUUAUCAUAUCAAAUCAAUUGUUAUACUUUGAUAUUUUUCCAUAUAAAAAGAGUUCUGUUUAAUCGCAUUGGUUUGCACUUUUGAUCAGAUUUCUGCAAUGAUCCAUAACACUGGAGCGGCUAAGGAUGAUAAUCUAUUUUUCUUAUUGUAAAUAGUUUUUUACUUUAUUUCGAGAUACGAAGUACAAGAAGGUAUAACUUAAAUGUUGAAUAAAGUGUUUUUCGAGUAAUCUUUAUAAUCUCAUUAUAAAUCAACGAUUCCAAUAGAAACGUAUCUAUUUUUAUGUGUUAGACUGAGAAACUUAUAUAUAAUUGUAUAAUACUUGUAUAAUUUUAUAUUAAAAUUUGAAAAUUUUUUACAUAAUUAUGGUUUAUAUUUAUUCAUAAUGUGGUCUUUAUAUCAGUAUUUGAUUGUAGAUAGUUGGAAUGGUGGUGACAACACUAAGAUCAUGGACUGUAGAUGGUUGGAAAAUUAUUAGCUUUGUUUUGUAUUCAUAAGAUAAUAAUCUAAUGUAUUGAUUUUUUCCUACAGUGGUUUGUAGUAUGAUAAAUAUGGUCAAAAGCGGUUUAUAAAAAUGUUUUUAAUAGGUAUGUUUAGAAAUGAUGUAAGGAACACUAGUCCAGAAGUCAAGAAGCUUUAGUAAAAGUAGUACUAACAGUAGUUUAUUAAAUAUUAACAGUAAUAGAGGUAUAAGAAUGUAAUAUUUUGCUUUGAGUUCUAAUUUUUUGUAAUAAGUAAUUUUUUUCUUAUUAUAACAAGCAGGUUAGUGAGUUUAGUUUACCUUACAAACUACCUUCUCCUUUUUUUGCUCUUAGAUAAAGCUCGUUACUAAUAUAAAACAAAUUUCAGUGCUGGAGAAUCUUUUCUGUCGACUCCUUAUUUCAGUCGAAACAAUUUGUCCUGAGUUAUACUAUUUAUAGUUAAAAAUAAUUUAUAGAUCUUAUACUACUUAUAGUUAAAAAUAAUUUAUAAAUUUUACUCCGGACAUUUUUAAGAUGAAAUUGAAAAUUUUUCAAAGAGGAAUCAGUUCCGUAGACUCUAUCGAGGCAAACAUUCGAACGCAUUUCAAUAUUGUGCAACCAUAACAAUAAAAGUUUUAUAAUCUAAAAUACCAUUCCAGAUUUGCAUAAGUAUAAAAUGGAUGGAGAGACAAUAAUACGUAUCACAAUGAGGAUCGUAUUUUAUGUGUUUGUACGUACGGUUUUUACAGUCAUUUUAUACACUUCAAUUAUCUUAAAUAACUUAGCGGUAUACGCGUUUAAACAUACUAAAAUGAUACAGAGAAAUGUUACAUACGAUGUUACCAAUAGAAAAUCAUGUAAUGAUUGUGUCAUUGAACUUAUGCACAGACGAAUGUCUUACUUAUAAUCCUUGGACUUAUGCUUCCUUUUUUCUCUUAACCGUGUCACCCAAAGAAGGUUCUUUUGCUGCAAUUAAGAUUACACACAAUAUCAACUUAAAAAAAAUCAUAUAUAUUGUCACUAAUAGAUUAAUAAAGAAGUUUUAAACGGUUUACAAAGAAAUUUAGAUUUAGUCAGAAUCGUGUCUGAUGGUAUAAUUCGGUUCCCUUUCUCUUAUUGUCAGUGUUGUAACAAUCAGCAGCGAAAGCUAUACCACAAGCGAAGAAUAGGAUAAACUACACAUGUCACGAUGUUUAGUGUCUCGUAGGAUUUGUAGUAUCAUCGCUUAAAGCGACCUGUGACUUUCACGCCUCUACGUUAUGACAAUUAGAAAUUUGGGAAUUAUAUUUAAUCCGACUUAGGCUGAGGGUUGUCAUAAUGUGGAAUUUCUGGAUUAAAUAGCACUCUCCGAAUUGUUUGUUUUUCCUAUUUGUAUUCGUAUAAGUCGUUUAUAAGUAUAUGUUCUUCAGACUUAUAUCUUUAUAAUGUACUGUAUUUGUUAUUAAUAUAACAAUUUAUUUAUGAUAAUGUACUUCUAUUUAAGUAUCCUUAAAUUGCAACUAAUAAAAUUUAUUACCCGUGAGUCUCGGUCUAUAAUUCGCUUAAUGAUAUUAUAUAUAAAAUAUAAUAUAUUAAUUAUCAAGGCGUAUGACAAGUAGGAAAAAAAAUAUUAUGUUUACAAUAUUUAUGUAAGUAUUUGCUAACUAGUCUAAAUUGAAAACUCUAUUUAAUGACUAUAAAGAAUUAAAUUUCAUAUCUGAUCCAUCCUAUAAUUCGUUUGUGGCAAAACACUAAUAUUGAUACUAUUUCGCAAUAAUUUUUACGAGUAUUAUUUAGCAGCUCUUUUCUGCCUUUUUGAUAGAGGCAAAAAAUAUGUUUCUUGAUUAUACCACGAUAUAAAAGCGAUAAUACGGUUAGACAUUAAACAGAAGAUUACGAAACAAAUACAGUAAUGUAUAAAAAGAUGACUCUUUUAAAGAAUUGUGGUAUGUUUUUUAAAAACAUGAAGUCGUCGUUUAAUUAGAAAAGAAAAGUUUCAUUAAAAUAAUCUUCGAUAUAGUGUAUUAGUAGUAAUUGAUCGGGAAAAUGGGUAUCAUAAAUUAUUUUUAAAUAAAAAGGUAGACACGAUAAUAAAUAAUAAAGAACAUUAAAAGGAUUUACCUGAAAGUAAUCCUCAAUUUCUUGAAGAGUACGAUUUUUUGUUUCCGGUAAAGCAACGUAGAUGAAUGCAGUCUCUAAUAACGCAGAACUACCAAAAAUGAUGAAUAUGCCUGGUAUCCCAACAGCUUCGCUUAUCUUUUUUAAAAAGAAAUAAGAAUUCUUGUAGGUUUUAAUUCGUUAUAAUAAAAUGGGAAAAAAUAUUGGGACUAUUUAGAACAUGUAGAUGCAAAUUUAAAAGUCCCCCGCUACUUUAUAUACACACUUACCAUAAGCAUGCGACCCAAAAUCCCACCACAAUACAUAAUUAUAUUUCAUAAUGCGGCUGGUAGGAAUUGUAAUUGUAAAAUAUCUCGAAAAUAUAAUAUUUCGUUAGAAAUGCAUAUGCAAGGACUUUAUCAUGCUCGAAAUACGAGUGAAGUAUAAAUAUAAAAAAUUUGCAUUAUAAUGUACUUAUAUUUACGUAUAAAAAUACAAAGAUGUCUUGUUUUAGGUUAUCAUAUGAUUAACUAAUUAGAUUUAUUAUAUGAUUAUUAUAUGACUGAAAGCUAGUUUAAUUUGUGUAGUUAACAAGAUUUUUCUCAGAAAAAUAUAUUAAACGAAUGGUUAAAAAACGUCAGAAAAUAGGGAAGUUUCGUGCAAAUAAUAAAACAGCAAGAUACCUCGGAAUUUCACUAAUAAAUGUAAUUAUCGAAGUUAUUGAUGGAAACAUACCAUUGGGAAAAUCUUCGUUACUGCAAAAGUGAACAUGUUAAAGACAAAGAAACUGAAGGCACCGCCAAUGCCACGAGCUCUUUGCGGUAGCAAUUCACCACCCAUUAUACCUGGAAGUACCAUCAGUCCUAAACUAUUGGCUGCUACAUACAUUAAUAGACAAACUCCAACGACGUACACCUGAAACAUAUUAAAAGAACGCAAAAGUAAUGCAGUUCGUACCAGAACAUUUUCUAUGGAAAGUGAAGCAACAAGAUUUCUUGGCUAGCCUAAUAUUUCAGUUAUAAUCGUCCCACUCAACUCUUUAAACUCUUUGCACUCGAUUUAUUUUCAAUGUUUUUGUGUAUAAACUUUGUGUAUAAAGUUUUUUUUCAACGAACUUUAGUUGCCUAAAUGAGUUCACUUCAUUGAGGCCAUCGAAUUUCUAGAAAUGUGGCAAAAUAUCAUAAAUAACAGUAGCAAUUAUUUUAUCGAUUAAUCGUUGUUUUAAAUAAAGUUAUGAUUUUAUCAAAAAAUCAGACAGAAUUUUUUACUAUAUUUAAUGAAUAAAAACAGGCCAAACACGAUCGGUUAAAAUGAUUUUUGAAAAAAUAUUAGAAAUCUGUGUGAAAUAAAGAAUGUCAAUUGCUUCUUUUAUGUAUGCUAAAGGUUAAGACAGAUAUAGAGAAUAAUACAUCGAAUUCUAUGAUUAGUUCGAUUUUGUUUAAAGAUACAAAGUUGAUAAACGAAGAAAUAUCAUUUUAUGUUAUUACAAAGGACUUAAUAAUGCGCGAUUAUAAAAGAGAAAUACUGUUGUAUUGUAUAUAAUGCUAGUUUUUUCAACUUAUGUGGAAUAUCUCUGGAGGUAAUAUUUGUCUAAUCAUGAUCUAGUCAUGAAAGUAAAUAACUUACGUCAAUGCUAGAAGAUUCUUUCCUAGUUAAUAUAUACCCAGCAAGAAAUAACGAUGCCACGCCGCUUCCGAAAGCCGAUAAUAUUCCUAGGCUUCUUCUGCCCAAAAACAAUAAUAAAGUACUUCCUAUUAAGGUGAAUAGAAGUCUGAUAACUGCGGUAAUCACCGCCGCAAAAUAAUUAUUUAUAUUUUCACCGCCUGUAUGUGACAAAC
This is a messenger RNA of Nomia melanderi (Alkali bee), 8006 nucleotides long. Lineage: Eukaryota; Metazoa; Arthropoda; Insecta; Hymenoptera; Halictidae. The record is from RefSeq and is a predicted model, not a curated record.